CGAGGACGUCAUCAACGCGACGGAAGUUGUUUAGAAAGAAGACGAUUCUGGCUGAUUCAUUGUAGGCAGUGGGUUCGAUACGACUACACAGACACACAUCCAUUAAAUUAAUCUAUUAAUUUACUACAGAUCUUGGUAUGGACCGGCUGCUUAGGCUUGGCGGGGGAAUGCCAGGGCUUGGCCAGGGCCCUCCAACAGAUGCACCAGCUGUUGACACAGCUGAGCAGGUGUACAUAUCAUCUCUGGCCCUGCUCAAGAUGUUGAAACACGGCCGUGCUGGUGUACCAAUGGAAGUCAUGGGACUGAUGUUGGGAGAAUUUGUUGACGACUACACAGUGCGAGUGAUUGAUGUGUUUGCCAUGCCUCAGUCAGGAACCGGUGUGAGUGUUGAAGCAGUGGACCCUGUGUUCCAGGCCAAGAUGUUGGACAUGUUGAAGCAGACUGGCAGACCAGAGAUGGUGGUAGGUUGGUACCACAGUCACCCUGGUUUUGGCUGUUGGUUGUCUGGUGUGGACAUAAACACACAGCAGAGCUUCGAGGCUCUGUCAGAGCGCGCCGUCGCUGUGGUGGUUGAUCCCAUUCAGAGUGUCAAAGGAAAGGUUGUUAUUGAUGCCUUCAGAUUGAUCAAUGCCAACAUGAUGGUUUUGGGUCAUGAGCCAAGGCAAACCACAUCCAACCUGGGUCAUCUGAACAAGCCCUCAAUCCAGGCUCUUAUUCAUGGACUUAACAGACACUACUACUCCAUCACCAUCAAUUACAGGAAAAAUGAGCUGGAGCAAAAGAUGCUGUUGAACCUUCAUAAGAAGAGCUGGAUGGAAGGUCUAACCCUGCAGGACUACAGUGAACACUGCAAGCUCAAUGAGACUAUUGUUAAGGAAAUGCUGGAGCUGGCUAAGAACUACAAUAAGGCUGUUGAAGAGGAAGACAAAAUGACUCCUGAGCAGCUUGCCAUCAAGAACGUUGGAAAACAGGAUCCCAAGAGGCACUUGGAGGAGCAUGUUGACGUUUUAAUGACAUCCAACAUUGUUCAGUGCUUAGCUGCCAUGUUGGAUACUGUAGUUUUCCAGUGAUGGCUCUGUGUGUAUAUAUUGCAACCCUUGUUUUCUUUUAUAUAAAAUAAAUGUAUGUAUGAAAUGGA
Messenger RNA from Cheilinus undulatus (humphead wrasse), 1138 nucleotides. It is a transcript of the gene psmd14, whose product is annotated as proteasome 26S subunit, non-ATPase 14. The record is from RefSeq and is a predicted model, not a curated record. The transcript has 11 exons. Lineage: Eukaryota; Metazoa; Chordata; Actinopteri; Labriformes; Labridae. Gene Ontology annotation, cellular component: proteasome regulatory particle, lid subcomplex. Gene Ontology annotation, molecular function: proteasome binding; protein binding; metallopeptidase activity. Bases 138 to 1070 code for a protein of 310 amino acids. Gene Ontology annotation, biological process: protein deubiquitination; proteasome-mediated ubiquitin-dependent protein catabolic process.